AUGGCUCCUAUUCCGGCGUCCGAACAUAGUCACGACCGCUGGCAUGAUACCUGCCAGUUCCCUACUCUGCCCAACAUUUCCCGCGGACAGGCUAAACGUCAGUCGGUGGACAUACUCCUAGAACAACAGGAACGAGACAUAGCCCUCGAGUUUUGCAGCGCGCAUGGACUUCCCUUUGCUCAAUUGCUCCGAGCCGCGUGGUCCUUGGUGCUGCAGGCGUAUACGGGCUCCAACCGUCCUGCAUUCAGGUUCCUCGGCGAAAGCGUGGCAUGUCGGGCUGUCGCCGGAUCCUGGUGCUGCGUGGAUUUGUCUCGGGACCGGUCGCCCACAGAACUUGUCAAAGAUGCCGUCACCGUGGCGAGGCUGGACAAGGAGCCGCAAGUGUCGUCCACAGCCCUUACGUGGAACUAUGCCCAUGAUAUCGCAGCAGAAAUCGGUGUAUACAUCCAGGUUCACGCCAGCAGUCUUGACGUGAAGCUUGCCCUUCAUUACGGGACUCACAUUCUGUCUGAAUGGCAAGCCACGGUUAUCGCAGACUUCUUCGCAUACAGCCUAAUCCAGCUCACCCGGGUUUUCUCGCAACGGCCUGGCGCCAUGCUCUCGCCAAGAAUGACCAGGCAGCUGAAGGCAUGGAGCGGGAGACGGCCAACGCUCGUCAGCCACUGCAUCCAGGACCUCGUUCUGAGCCAGUGUCGUGAUCGACGAGACACGACAGCAGUCUGUGCUUGGGACGGCGACUUGACAUACGGGGAGCUGGACCGCGUGUCCGCUCUCGUCGCGGCAGACUUACGGAUACGAGGCGUCGGUCCCCAGUCUUUCGUCGGUGUGUACUUUGAGAAAUCCAAAUGGGCUCUUGUUGCCUUGUUCUCAGUUCUCCGGGCUGGCGGCGCGUUUGUCCUCUUGGACCCGUCGCUCCCACUCCCGAGGUUGACCGAUAUGUGCGCGCAGCUCAGAGCUGUCACCAUCAUAUCCGCGCCACAUCUAAUUGAGCAGGCAGAACAUCUGGGACCACCAGUCAUCGCACUAGACCAGGAACAUGUUGAGUGCCUUCGAGCUGCGCCUAUGGGAACAUUGUCCGAGGCGCCCGACGCACCGGACAACGCUGCCUUUGCCGUCUUCACCUCGGGCUCGACGGGUGCCCCCAAAGGGAUCGUGAUACAUCAUUCGGCGUUCUGCUCUGGACAAACAGAAGCCAUCAAAGUUAUCGGGCUCAACAGCGCGAGCAGAGUGCUUCAGUUUUCCUCGUACACUUUUGACGUUAGCAUUGCGGAGCACCUCACGCCGCUGCUUGCGGGUGGCUGCGUAUGCAUUCCCUCGGAGAAAGAUCGCGUUGGUAACCUUGCCGGAGCCGUGCAAAACUUGACUGCGAACACGAUGCUGCUGCCACCGACGGUAGCAAGGUUGCUGCGGCCAAGCGAUGUCCCGUCAGUCACGACGUUGGUGCUCGGUGGUGAGCGAAUUACACCAUCCGACGUGGAAACUUGGGCGGGUCGCGUGCGCCUCUUCAACGGAUACGGACCGGCAGAAUGUUGCGUAUACUCGUCGAUUCAUGAAAUCGCUAUCGGGCAGGACCCAAACAUCAUCGGGUCAGGCACAGGGGCGCUGUGUUGGGUAGUCGAUCCGGCCGACCACGGCAAGCUCGCACCUCUGGGCGCCGUCGGUGAGUUGCUCGUCGAGGGUCCCAUUGUGGGCAGAGGCUACAUCGGGCGCGACGACAUGACCAGACGGUCGUUCGUUGCCAACCCGGUGUGGCGGUCUGCCUUCUCGGAGGCGCCUGGUGGCGGCGGCAUCAAGAUGUACCGCACGGGCGACUUGGUACAGUACGUCGAGGACGGCAAGUUGCGUUUUGUCGGGCGGAGAGAUAAACAAGUCAAAAUUCACGGCCAGAGGUUGGAGCUGGACGAAGUCGAGCACCACAUGCGGCAGGCGCUGCCCGCCGGCGCGCUUGCCUUGGCCGACGUGGUCGUGCCUGCCGCUGGCAGUGCCGACAAAGUGCUCGUCGGAUUUACCUUCAAUCCGGAGACGGCGCACAUAUCCUGCGACGACAGCCCUGGGACCAUGACUGCGUUCUGCCCACCAAGUGCAGAGUCCAGGCAGAUUUCCCAGCAUGUCGUCCAUCAGCUGGCCGCUCACCUGCCGCGGUUCAUGGUCCCCGCUGCCGUGGUGCCUCUGCGGAUCCUUCCCAUGACUCCGACGGGCAAAACCGACCGGCGAGCCUUGCGAGACGAGGCCGCAAAGAUGACGAGAAAAGAUCUUCUCAAAUACAUCCAGGCACCGCACAACGCCACAACAACACCAUCGACGCACAUGGAAGCCGUCCUCUGUCGGCUGGUCCAGGCGGUUCUGCAAGUCGAACACGCAGGGGUCGCCGAUGACUUCUUCGGCCUCGGCGGGGAUUCCAUCCGUGCCAUGGAGCUCGCACGUCUUGGGCGCGACGAGGGGCUGGUGAUUCCCGUCGACAAAGUUUUCAAGACACCACGCCUCGCCGACCUCGCGGCCAGCAUGUUCUACUCUUCGAUCGAGACCGACAUACCUCCCCUAUCCUUGGUCGGUCCACAGAGAUCAAGAGAUGAGCUUUUGGAAAUGGCUGCAAAGGCCUGUGGCGUGCCGGCUGAGCAGAUUGAAGACAUCUACCCCUGCACGCCUCUGCAAGAGGGCCUCAUGGCGCAGUCCGUUAUCGGCGUCGAGCCCAAGUACCUUGCUCGUUACGUGUAUCGUCUGCCACAAGCAAUAGACGAGAAGCGACUAGAACGUGCAUGGCACGACGUCCUGAAAGCCACUCCGACUCUGCGUACACGCAUCAUACCCGACUUGGAUACCUCACUGCAAGUGGUCGUGACGACCGGCAUCGAAUGGAAACACUCCCAGAGCCUAGAGGAAUCGCUGACCACGGCGAUGCAGGAGAUGAAGACUGGGGAACCACUAGCACGCCUGACUCUAGUUAAGGAAAACAAAACCAAAAUCCUCAUCUUUUCCAUCCAUCACGCCUUGUACGAUGGAUGGUCGCUGCCUCGUGUUUUGGAGCAGGUUGAGGCGGCUUACCAUGGCGUCGUUCCAGCGUCGAAGCCCUUCAAAUAUUUCGUCAGACAUAUCCUCGACGACCAAGAAGACGCGCCGCUGGAGGACUUUUGGAAGAAACAGCUGGAUAAUUACUCAGGCCAGAUGUUUCCGGCUCCCAGGCACAACUACACGCCUCGCCAAUUUCAGGUCGCAACUCGCUCAGCCGCGCUGCGUACCACACAACAUAUCAACGCUACCUUGCCCACUGUCAUCCAGCUUGCAUGGGCACUUACCACAGCACAAUACGCUGGCACGGACGAUGUUGUGUUUGGAAUCACCCUCGCCGGGCGCAACGUGCCAGUCCCUGGGGUGCAGGAGAUCUUGGGGCCGACAUUGACGACGAUCCCAUUGCGAUUCAAAUAUGACCGCUCGCGCACGGCACGCGAAGCUCUGCAGCAAAUGAAUGCUCAAAAUGGGCGCACGAUACCGUUUGAGCACGCUGGGCUCCAGCGGAUAGCUGCGUUAGGGAAUGGCGCGGCCGUCGCAUGCCGAUUCCAGAACCAUCUAGUCAUACAACCGCAUGACGACAAGCCGGAAUCCAUGAUAUUUGGCAAUAGGAGCCAAAGGCAUUCCAUGGAAAUUGCGGACCAGUACAUUCUAUCACUCGAAAUCCAUCUCGGAGAACAUGCCAGUGACGACGCCCUGACCAUCAUAGCCACCUACGACCCGGAGGUUAUCACCUUAUGGCUGAUGGAAAGAAUCAUGAAUCAGUUCUGCCAUUGGAUGGACCGCAUUACCAGCAACCCGGAAAAGACAUUGUCGGAGCUGUCCACAAUGAGUGAACAGGAUUUUGGAAUACUCAGCAUCGAUGCGUGGGAUGGCUCGCUCACAUACGGAGACCUCAAUACACGAGCAACGAUCCUUUGCGACAUACUUCGACACAGAGACGUCAGACCUGGGCAGUAUGUCAUGAUCAUCGUGGAGAGGUCGCUCUGGACAGUCGUGGCCAUGCUGGCCGUCAUGAAGGCCGGGGCCGCGUUUGUGCUCAUCGAUCCUGCAACGCCGACGAAGCGUCUUCAACAAAUUCAACAGGUCGUCGCGGCGGAGCUAGCCAUAACGUCUGCCUUGCAGGCUAAAAAUGCAGAGGCACUGGGCCUGCAGACGGUGCUGGUAGAGCAGAGGCGAGACAGGCGGUCUGGCCCAAGCUCCUCGCCUGCCGCAGUGACACCGGACGAGCCUGUCUACGCCGUCUUCACCUCCGGCUCGACAGGUCGACCCAAGGGCGUCAUCAUGGGGCACCGAGCGCUAGCCACUGCCGCAAUCGUAAAUAGUGGCAAGCUGCUUAUCGACCGAAAUUCGAGAGUCCUCAGCUUUGCUUCUUUUACGUUUGACGCAUCGAUUGCCGAGAUCUUAUACCCUCUUGUACAGGGCGGAUGUGUCUGCAUCCCUGCUGAGACGGAGAGUCGAACAAACCUGGAGAAGGCAAUGAACGCCUUUCAAGUCAAUUGGGCUACGUUAACGCCAUCGUUGGCCAGGGUCUUGUCGCCAACCAAGUUGGAGACGCUCCAGAUUCUGGCCCUGGGCGGUGAAGCCGUCACCAUGAUGGACAUUGACAAAUGGAAGGACAGGGUGCACUUGAUGAACGGCUAUGGACCCGCAGAAUGCUGUAUUGACACGUCUAUACAGCCAAAUACAACUUUGGAAUGUGGUGAUUCGAACAUCGGCUGGGGUGCUGGUGCGGCAUGCUGGAUCGUUGAUCCAAGAGACAGCAGCAUUCUUACGCCGCCCGGCGCCGUGGGCGAGCUUGUUGUUGAAGGACCCAUUUUAGCAAACGGCUAUCUGAAGGAUGAGAAAGCAACUGAAGCGUCGUUUAUUGGCUACCCGGGCUGGCUUCACCGCCUCAGGCGCGGCAGGCAGGGACGACUUUACAAGACCGGAGACCUUGUCCGCUACAGCUUCAGCGGCGACGGCUCGCUACUAUUCAUGGGGCGGAAAGACAACCAAGUCAAGCUCCGUGGGCAACGCAUAGAACUGGGCGAGGUCGAACAGCAUGUACGGGAAUGUCUGCCCGCAGCGCGACAGGUCGUGGCAGACCUGGUGACACCAGAGGGCGAGAAAUCGGACACCAUGCUCGCCGUGCUCAUCUACCUGCGUGAUUAUGAGUCCGGAACGGCAGAGCCAGUCUUGGGCCAGGCUGUGGCCACUAUCGGAAACCAGUUUGAAGAGGUAGAGCGACGCCUUCGCUCUCGACUGCCGAGUUACAUGGUCCCAUCUCUGUUCCUACCACUCACGCGCGUUCCUCUGACGAUGACCGGAAAGGUCGAUCGGCGACUGCUCCGGGACGCGGUCUCGAAACUCACUAGGCGUGAACUCCUAGCUUACGGCCUGUCUGUCUCCCAUCGCGCCCCAGCGACCGCCGCCGAGGUCGCCGUUCAACUGGCCGUAUGUCAGGCGCUCCGCUUGCCUGCAGAAUCUGUGGGCAUGGAUAACAACUUUUUCCACAUUGGAGGUGAUUCAAUUGGCGCGAUGAAAGUAGUCGGUCGCCUCAAUGAAGCAUCGUACUCCCUGUCUGUGGCCGAUUUGUUCCGCUUCCCUCGUCUGUCUGAUCUGGCAUUAUCUCUUGGACACCCGACCCAGUGUAUUUCCGAAGAAAUAUUGCCCUUUCAGCUGACGGAGACGGAAAGUCGUGACGAUCUCAUAACAUUCGUGGCGCAGGCUUGCGGCGUUGACCUGGACUCUGUGGAAGACAUCUACCCGUGCACCCCCAUGCAGGAGGGCCUAUUCGCGCUGAGCAUGAUGCACCAGGACCAUUAUGUAGCCAGGAUGGAGUUCAGCCUACCUCGAAAUGCCGACCUUGAUCUGUUGCUCCUGGCGUGGACAGCCGUGUAUGACGCGAACCCUAUUCUUCGCACGCGCCUGGUCCUGGGACCCGUGGGCGACUGUACUCUACAAGCUGUCAUUGCAGAGAAGCUGGAGUGGUCAUCACGCGACGACCCGUUGGAAAUCAUGCCCGGAAAACCACUUCAGAGGAUCAAACUAGUCAAGUACGGCGACGAGCAUAGGCUGCAGCUUUGGCUUCAUCACGCCCUGUACGAUGGCACGUCGCUGCCGCUCAUCUUCCAUCAAGCUGAAGCGGCCUACAAGGGUGAAAGGCUCACUGUCCAACCUUUCAACGCGUUUGUGGCUUAUUUGAAGACACUCGAUGCCAGUGAGAGCAGAGAGUUCUGGAGGCAAGAGUUCCGUGAUUUGGACGUCUCGAUGUUUCCCGCGCAACCCCGAUUCCCAAGCUCUUCCCUUCAACGACAGUCUGUUACACACAGGAUCCAGAUCAUGAACACCGAUACUGUGGAUGUGACACUCUCAGCCAUUAUUCAGCUCAUAUGUGCGAUCGUGCUCAGCCAUUACACAGCUGCGGAUGACGUCGUGUACGGGCUCACACUCUCGGGGAGAAACGCGCGUAUGAGGGGCAUCGAACAAUGCGUUGGCCCAACCAUCACGACGGUGCCUUUUCGUAUCAGACUGUUAGAAAUGAUGCCCGUGGAACAAGCAGCCAUGUCCAUACAAAGACGUGUGCUUGACAUGACAUCACAUGAGCAGAUUGGGCUACAGAAUAUUCGUUCCAUAAGCGCUGAAACGGCGGUGGCAUGCGACUUCCACACCCAGCUGGUCAUCCAGCCAGCAGACCAAGACGUGGAGAGCGACUUCUACAAGGAAGCCUUGGAAACUGACGACGUGUACUCUCGUUUUGCGAGCACGCCUCUGCUGAUGAUAUUCUCCCUCUCGCCGGACAAGCACUCCGUUCAACUAACCGCAAACUUUGACAAGUCGUUUUUGAACGAGGUUGAAGCGCACAAUUUGGCUCAUCAACUCGACCAUGUUGCUCAGCAAGUGAUGAGAAGCCCAAAAAUGGCGAUAAAGGAUAUUGAGGUCAUCAGCCCUCAUGACCUGGAGCGUGUCGGGGCCUUGAACGCAUCCACGUUGACCUGUGCGGAUCGGUUGGUCCACGACCUGGUGUUGGAACAAUGCCGACUGCACCCAGAAAAGAAGGCGAUUUCUUCAUGGGACGGCUCACUUACAUACGAGCAGCUACGGAGAGACUGUGGCCGACUUUCGCAACGUCUGAUUUCGCACGUUAUUGGUCCUGACACAACCAUAGCGAUUUGCAUGGAAAAGUCGCGAUGGACCGUCGUGGCUACACUCGCCGUUCUCAAGGCGGGGGCCGCUUGCGCUUUUCUGGAUCCCUCUCACCCGCCUGGUAGACUGGAGCAGAUGCUCAAGCAGAUGCAAGCUGCCGUCAUCGUCGUAUCACAUGCGACGCGAGGCAUAGUUGAGGCAUUAGACACUGACACUCCCAUCGUCAUACUAUCGGCUGCUCUGCUGGACACGCCUCCUUCUAGCCCACCGGAAUCUCCGCGAAAAUUAGCGGUGACAGAUGCCGCUUUCGUAAUGUUUACAUCCGGGAGCACGGGGAUUCCCAAGGGCAUAACCCUGGAACAUGACAGCGUUGCCACGGCUCUUCGAGACCUCGCAGGGCCGUUAAACUUGACAUCGGACAACAGGACGCUACACUUUGCAUCGUACGCAUUCGAUGCGUCGAUCCUGGAGAUCUUGACCUGUCUGGCUUUCGGGGGGUGUUUGUGUAUCCCCUCUGACGAGGAGCGACUAUCUGAUCUCAAUGGAUUUAUUGCGCGGAACGACAUUAAUUGGGUAUUCAUGAUUCCAUCCACGUCGCAGGUCCUCACGCCCAAUCUUGUUCCAUCGCUCAAAACGUUAGUUUUUGGAGGCCAAACCCUCCGAGUUGCUGAUGUGGAGCGUUGGGUAGGAAGCAAUUGCUGCCUCAUCAACGUCUACAGUCCGGCAGAAUGCACGCCGGUGUGCGUAGUCGGGCACGCCGACCCACGGAGGUAUGCUUCUGGAACACUGGGCACUUUUGCCACUGGUGCCGGGUGGAUUGUAAGCCCAUCGGAUCCAUCACGGCUCUGCGCCUGGGGGGCUAUCGGAGAGCUCCUGAUUGAAGGUCCGAUUGUUGGUAGGGGCUAUAUCAACGAUCCUGAAAAGACAGCGGCGAGCUUCAUCCCGAGUCCGUCGUGGCUAUGCCACUUUCGUGGCGACAAGGACUCACGGCUGUAUCGAACCGGUGAUCUCGUUCAAUACAUGGAAGAUGGGUGCAUACGGUACGUAGGCCGCAAGGACAGACAAAUCAAGCUUCGCGGCCAGCGUAUCGAGCUGGAGGAAGUUGAAACCAACUUGAAGCAAUUUCUCCCCGACAAUACGGCCAUAGUCGUUGAGCUCGUUCAUCAGCCUGAAGCUGAACCUAAGCUCUUCGCUUUCGUUCAUCUGAGAGAGGCGGGUAUUGCCAUUUCAAGAGCAGAUGACAAGUCGCUUUUUGGAGUCCCAGACGACACGUUUCGAAAAGUCUGCCACGAAGCGAAGACAAGGCUUUCGGCGUUGCUUCCUCGCUACAUGAUCCCCUCCUCCUUCGUGCCCCUCAACUACAUUCCGGUGACUGACAGUGGCAAAGUCCACCGUCGCAUGAUAUCGCAGCUUGCCACGUCGCUGCCGAACGACGGCUCCGACAGCCGUUUGAGCUCUAGCGCGGCCACGGCUGUCAAGCCUGUCAACGACAAGGAGCGCGUCAUGUCUGAGCUCUGGGCCGGCCUGCUGAACUUGCCAAUUAGCGACCUUAGCACUGAAGAAAAUUUCUUCGGCGCGGGCGGAGACUCAAUAUCUGCGAUGCGGCUUGCUUCCGCCGCACGCGAGAGGGGAUACCGGUUGUCUGUGGCAAACGUUUUCACUCACCCGCGGCUCUCCGACAUGGCGGACGUUAUGGAUCGCGGAGCCGACAAUUCCCCAGAAAAGCUUGCUCCAUUUGAGCUCGUGCAUAAAGAAAAGCGUGCGACACUACUUGAAGUAGCGGCCGGGGCUUGCCGCGUCGAAACAUCCCAAAUUGAAGACAUCUACCCGUGCACACCCCUACAGGAGGGGAUAGUGUACGGUUCUUUGCGCAAGGAAGGCGCUUACCGGGCCCUCUUCCGCUAUCGAAUGCAUGAGAUGUUUGACGUGGAGAAGCUCAAGCGCGCAUGGAAAGCAGUGGUGAAGGCCAACCCAAUCCUGCGCACGAGGAUUAUCCAGGAUUCGGCGCUGUAUCAAGUAGUCCUUGACGACGACAUUCCACUGAGUGUGACUGGCAUUGACAACAUCGAAGGACUGACCUUGACGGUGCCGCGCAAAAGGCUCCAGCUAGGCGACCCAAUGGUGCAACUGCAUGUCAGCAGUGAGGACGACGGAAGCACCUCCGGGGUGCUUCUCCUCGACAUACACCAUGCCUUGUACGAUGGAUGGUCCUUGGACCUCGUUCUCGACCAGAUCGAACAAGCGUUCUCGGGAGAACAACUACUACAGCGACCUUUCAAUCAUUUCGUUGGCUAUAUGUCCAAACAAAAUAACGAAUGUACGAGAAGAUACUGGUGCGAGCAGCUGUCAGGCGUUUCUGAAACUUCGUUCCCCCCGCUUCCAACAAACGACUACACCCCAGUAAUUGACAACUUGACGGAUAUUAGAGCCAAGCUGCAUCCUAUUGGGGAUCAAACAUCAGCAACCACAUUGACUCUGGCCUGGACUCUGGCUCUCUCCAGAUUCAGUGAGUCGAAUGAGGCAGUGUUUGGCCUCAUCGGGUCUGGCCGCAACGCCAACAUCCAUGGAAUUGAGCACGUCUCCGGUCCUACCAUUACUACCGUCCCUUUUCGUUUCCAUCCGAGAAGAGAUCAAACCGUCAUGUCUGAACUGAACCGAGUGCAAAUGCAGCUGGCAAACAUGGUCCCGCAUGAGCAGCUGGGCCUACAAAACAUACGCAAGCUCGGAGGAGACGCCGAGGUUGCUUGCCGGUUUCAGUCGUUACUGCUGAUCCAACCGGCAAACUCAGGUCGUGCGGGCUGCCUCUUGGUGCCAGUCGAGGAUGAGACCAAUGCUGCGGACUUUGGUACGUAUGCUUUAGAGAUUACCUGCCAGGUUUCAGACGCGGAAGCAAUCAUCACCUUCCACUUUGACAGUAACGUCUUGGCCGGCGAGGAGGUGCGGCGGCUCUCAUCUGAUUUCGCCCAUAUCCUACAGCAGAUACAGGACAACUUGUCCAAAAACAUUGCGGAUCUCAACCUUUUGGCCCCGUCAUCGCGGAAGGAGAUCGAAGGCUGGAACUCAACCGUCCCCAAGGCCGUCAACCGCUGCGUGCACCACGGGAUUGAAGUUCAGUAUCUUGGCGCCCCUGACAGACAGGCAGUGUGUGCUUGGGAUGGCGACCUCAGCUAUCGCGAACUGAACGACCUGUCCUCAAGCCUUGCUUCACAUCUUCAGACCCUUGGUGUUGGUCCCGAAGUCUUUGUGCCUAUUCUAAUCGAAAAGUCCAAGUGGGUUGCCGUGAGCAUCCUAGGCGUGGUCAAAGCCGGCGGUGCUGUGGCCCUGCUGGAUCCAGCCCUGCCGUGGCAGCGCCUACGGGCUAUAUGCAAUGCUCUUGGCGCACAAGUGAUUGUGAGCUCAAAAGUAUGCAAAACCCUUGCAGGCCAGCUGUCAUCGACGGUUGCUGUGUUAGGGACCGACUUCGGCGAGGCUGCAAACACCUUGGCUCUUUCGAAUGAAGUUGGCCCUAGCAACGCCCUAUACGCCAUAUUCACGUCAGGCUCAACGGGUGAGCCAAAAGGUAUCAUCACCGAGCAUGCAGCAUUCUAUACGAGCGGCUCGGCCCAGCAAACACAACUCUACCUUGACAGAGAGACGAGGACACUCCAAUUCGCAUCUCACAUGUUUGAUGUGAGCAUCGCGGAUUAUCUUUGGACGUUUCUUGCAGGAGGAUGCGUCUGCGUACCCUCGUCGGAGAGUCUUCGCGACAACCUAGCAGGUGUCAUCAACGACUUCCGCGUCAACAGGGUCGAUCUCACACCCUCAAUUGCGCGUGUGCUGCGUCCAGAAGAUGUACCUGGAUUGAAAACAGUUCUACUUGGUGGGGAGCCUAUGAAUCAGCGAGAUGUUGAGACCUGGGCAGGUAAGGUGCGACUUGUCAACGGCUAUGGGCCGUCGGAAUGCUCCGUCUGUUGCGCGCUGGCAGAUGCUACGCCCGAAUCCAAGCCAGCCAAUAUUGGACAAACACUGGGUGCUGUAUCGUGGGUCGUCGACAAGGACGACGACAGCGUCUUGAUGCCGGUGGGAGCGGUCGGCGAGCUCCUUCUUGAAGGGCCCACGCUAGCACGCGGGUAUCUCAACAACCCGACAAGAACGGCGGAGGCAUUCGUAGAUGCUCCCCCGUGGCUAGGAAGAAUACGCCCGUGGUCUCGAGUGUACAAGACAGGAGACUUGGUGCGAUACAACUCUGAUGGCACCCUCACAUACGUUGGCCGCAAGGAUACGCAGGUCAAGCUUCGAGGACAGCGUGUGGAGCUGGGAGAGAUUGAGCACCACAUCUGUCACACGAAUAUUCCCGUCGCCAAUGCCAUCGUUGAGGUCAUACAGCCAAUGCAACGAGAUGUAGGCGAAUUAAUGGUGGCUUUCAUCCACCAAGAGAGGAACGACGACGAAGAGGCCGAGCCUGAAGACGAACGCCCCUUUCUCCCACCAGGUACUAGGCAUCGAGAAACUGCACAGCAUCUGGCAGCUCAUCUGGGCCAACACCUACCAGUUUACAUGGUACCAAAUGUUUUCAUUCCUCUGACACACGUACCGUUAUCCAUUGCGGGCAAGGCAGAUCGCCGUCUCCUGCGGCAUCUAACUGCGGCCAUGACCUGGCGCGAGAUGCAGCAGUACCGACUGGGCAAAGCUCUACCAAGGCCACCUAGGACAACAAAAGAAAGAACCCUGCAAAAGAUUGUUGCCGACGUGCUGACUGUGGAUCCAGGGGACGUUGGGAUGGACGACAACUUCUUCCGUUUGGGCGGAGACUCGAUAGACGCGAUCCGGCUCGCACACGAAGCACAAGAGAAGGGCUUCACGUUUCGCGUGACCAACAUAUUCAGCACCCCACGGCUUUCUGAACUUGCUCUCUUUGUCCCUCAAGGAGAGGCUCUCAGUGGACGCGUCCUCAAGAGCUCCGCGUCAGCAUCGUCUAAGCCUCUCGACUUGGCGAGUAAAAAAGUCAUUUUUCGAUUGCUGCAGGAGCACAAGUCAGGCUGUUCUGCGGAGACGGAUAUUGUGGACAUUCUCCCCGUGUCGCAAGCCGCAGAGAGAUAUUUGUUCCAAGCCCCUGAAUAUUGGAUCCUGAAUCUCAACGGCACAAUCGACCUCAACAGACUGCAAGCCGCGUGCUCUGCCUUGGUGAAAAGACACGAUGCUCUAAGAUCGAUAUUCGUUGAACAGAGCCGCAAGAUGCACAAUGUUGUGGUAGACGAGAUUGAAACCUUGAUACAGCGUCACUUUACGCCUUUAUCUGUUGGCAGCUUUGUUGAUAGGCAACGGCAGCAAGACAACAUCGAUAUACCGACACUAGGUACUCCAAUCACGCAGUUCUGGUACAUCGAAAGCAGCGAAGGGGGACAAGCCCUGGUCGUGCGACUGAGCCACGCUCAGUUCGAUGGGUAUUCAUUGCACAUCCUCUGGCGCGACUUGAAGCUGCUGUACGAGGGGGCGGCCAUGUUGAGUGACGCACCGUCAUACUCGACGUAUCUGGAUAUCUGGAGCCAGGCACCUACCGAGGAAGCCUUCACAUUCUGGCAAGAAACUUUAAGAGACUCGAACAUUACACGGAUAGACAAUGCGUCUUUUGGCGAAACGCCGUACUCAAACUCCAGCUUUGUCACCGCAAGCCGCACCGUGGACCUUCCCAAUGAGGCACCAAGCAGCAUAACGCUUGCUACCGUCGUCAAAGUUGCGUGGUCCCUUGUCUUGGGCAACUUGACUGGCAAACGCGAUGUUGUCUUUGCGCAGACGUCCAGCGGGCGAAGCCACUGCUCCCCUAGCGCCAAGGACGUGGUGGGAAUGUGCCUCAACUUCAUUCCCGUGCGCGUAACACUCAACCUAGCGGCAACCGUGGCCGAUAUUCUCGCCUCCACGCAAGAGCAGCACCACAGGAGCCUCGACCACGAGCUGCUUGAUUUCAAAGACAUUGUACGCAAAGCGACGCCCUGGCGCGAGGACACAUCCUGCCAGAGCGUCUUGGUGCAUCAAAACAUCGAGCCAGACCUGCCGUUUGCCUUUGGGGAGGCAGAGGCACUCGUCACUUGUUCGUACGACUGGCCACAUCCACCGGAUGAGAUCCUGGUGGAGUCGCGCCCCUUGUCAGAUGAGAGGAUGCAAAUGACUCUCGACACGCGCAGCGACAUCUUGACGCAGAAGAACGCAGAAUUGGUUUUGAACAUCCUCUGCGACGUGGUGACGUCUAUCCUGGGCGGGACUGGCUCAGAGACUGUUGAGAGUCUGCUCGCUAGUGUGAGCGCGUCACCAUAACAUCAGCCCCAGAAGAAAGCGUGGCACGAAUCUUGACGUCAAGUGUAUUCAAAACAGUACAAGCGAGGUGAACAUGACAGGAACAAAGGAAACGAACUUUCAGCCGACCGGCGACCCGCACCGGCCAUGAAUCUCCCCCUUGGCCUUGUGACCGAUCUCUAACCGCCGCUUUUUUCUGCGCCAACACCCUUCAUAUGCAGCUUCAGAGAGCCGCACGGUUGUAGCAAGACAUAUAAGAAGCGGAGCGAACGUCCAUAUCCAAGCACACAUUGGGGUGAGCUUCGUCAGCCACCCCUACCAUUCACCACCACCAUCACCACCUCUGGCGGCGGCGCAUCUUCCUCCUCCUCCUCCUCCUCCUCCUCCUCCUCCUACCCGGGACCGACAAGGCUCCUGUCGUAUCAGUCGCACGCCCGCAAUCAUUCGAAGUGCCGCGACCCUGCUUGUGGUGCGGCCUUUACUUCUCAGUUAGUAUCCAACGGCUGUCACGUUGCAGUAGCAGAUGUCGGGCCAAGCCGUCUAGGCCGUCUCCGAGGUCACAUUGCACGAGGUGCAGCGAGGGUGGCCGCACAGAACGCAGCCGGGGGUGGUGGAGAGCCAGAAGGGGCCGCCGCCGCACAUAUGGCAGGUCCAGAAGUAGUAGACCUGGCGGACCUCUUCCUGGGCGAGGAAGACGACGGAGUUGUUGUUGUUGCUGGUGUGGGAAGCCAUGGCGAAGGUAUGUCUGCGGCGCGAGAGUUGCUGCGACGAGUGAUGCGUCUUGGUGUGAUGCGAUGAGUGCGCUCCGACGUGAGAGCCCUGGGUUGACAGCUGCGUUGAUGGAAGAUUGAGAGGAGAAGUUGUUCUGGCUUUGAAGCUCAAGCUAAGAAACUUGUUUGUCUUGUUGACUAGGU
Messenger RNA from Purpureocillium takamizusanense, 14318 nucleotides. Its product is annotated as NRPS. Gene Ontology annotation, cellular component: cytoplasm. Gene Ontology annotation, molecular function: phosphopantetheine binding; catalytic activity. The record is from RefSeq and is a predicted model, not a curated record. NCBI's taxonomy places the organism in Eukaryota, Fungi, Ascomycota, Sordariomycetes, Hypocreales, Ophiocordycipitaceae. The transcript is spliced from 4 exons. Gene Ontology annotation, biological process: secondary metabolite biosynthetic process; amino acid activation for nonribosomal peptide biosynthetic process. The coding region runs from base 1 to 13425 and encodes 4474 amino acids.